Molecule: messenger RNA, 4056 nt
Organism: Chelonus insularis
Lineage: Eukaryota; Metazoa; Arthropoda; Insecta; Hymenoptera; Braconidae
Exons: 2
Coding region: 1-4056 (1351 amino acids)
Biological process (GO): DNA integration
Molecular function (GO): nucleic acid binding
Source: RefSeq, a predicted model, not a curated record
AUGACCUUAGCACAUGAGGUUUCGGCCUCAGGAGGGUUGAGGGUCCUGGAAGAAGAGUCAGAAGGUCUCGUUCGAUCUCCUACAGCUGAAGAAAAGAGUCAAACUCACACUAGUCAACUCUCAGACGACUCACAUGAUUCAACAAUCACCAAGAACACUACAGACAACUCAGAUAUCCAUGGAAGACUCGCUUCAGCACUCAGGGCAGCAGAAGAUCCAUGCACUAACGAGUCUCCAGUUCAAUCAGACAGCUCAGCAGUCUUACUCGCCACAGCCAAUGCAGUAUUACUCUCAGACUACUCUCAGCUCCCAGUAAGACUUUUGAUAGAUUCAGAGUCUGAGCUGACGUUCAUCUCAUCAAGUGUGGUAAAGACUUGUCAUCUCCAACGUCGUCCAUCAGGAAUAUCAGUGCUGGGAAUUGGUAAUGAACCAGCUGUACAAACUAGAGGAGUGACAACAGUGACACUUAGAUCAACUCACACACAGGAGCAAGUUACAAUUAAUGCUCAUAUCCUCAAAUGUGUCACUGGUACUUUACCAACCAGACAACUCAAAGAACUCAACUGGUCAGCUCUCAACUCUCUGCAACUUGCUGAUCCAGACUACUCAACUCCAAGACCCAUUGACAUCUUAAUAGGAGCAGAUUGUUAUGGUCUAAUUGUGAAGGCAGGCAUCAAACAGUUUCCUCAGUCAUCUCUCAUAGCCCAAGAUUCAAUUUUUGGAUGGAUGCUCAUUGGAAGUCCACACCCGACAAGAUGCUCAAGUCAGAGAACUCAUCACGCAGCAAGGGUCAACUCAUACCAGCAAGUAUCUGAUCUCUUGACAAAAUUCUGGGUUCAAGAAGAAGUUCCAGAUACUUCAGCCAGCCAACUCAGCCCAGAUGAUCAAUCUUGUGAAGAUCAUUAUGUUACGACUCAUUCAAGAGAUCACGAUGGGAGAUAUAUUGUGAGAAUACCACUCAAAGCAUCACCAUCUCUUCUAGGCAACUCAUCAGCGAGAGCUCAUCAGUGUUUACUACACAUUAUCAGACGACUCACAAAAAAUGACUCAUAUGCACAACUCUAUCACAACUUUAUGCAAGAAUACGAGUCACUGAACCACAUGACACGAGCCAAGGCAAGUCCAGUCAACUCUCCAGUGUAUUAUUUGCCUCAUCAUGGUGUCUUAAGAGAAGACAGUGUUACUACAAAGCUUAGGGUAGUAUUUAAUGGCUCUAGUCCAUCUUCUAGUGGUCUAUCAGUGAACGAUAUUCAACAUACUGGUGCCAAAGUCCAGAAAGACAUUGCAGACGUACUCAUUUGGAUCAGGCAGCAUAAAUUUGUGUUCACAUCAGACAUCACCAAGAUGUACAGACAAAUCAAAGUCCACCAAGAUGAUUGGGAUCUCCAGAGAAUCCUGUGGGUGGACGAGCACUCCAAGAUCAUCCCAUAUCAACUCACAACAGUCACGUAUGGUACCAGAUCAGCUCCAUUUCUGGCUGUUCGCACAAUGAUCCAGCUAGUGAAGGAUGAGGGUCAUAAGUUCCCUCUAGCUGUUGAUCCACUACUAAAAGGAAGAUAUGUGGACGAUAUUUUUGGAGGUGCUGACACCGUGAGUCAACUGAUAGACAUCUCAACCCAAGUCAGACAACUCUGCAUGGCAGGUGGCUUCCCGUUAGCGAAAUGGCACAGCAACUCACUUCAAUUCCUACAAUCACUUACAGACAACUCAUCAGAAAAGCAGAUCCACUCAUUUGAGAGCAGCAAAACGAAAUUACUUGGGCUCUCGUGGAUUCCAGCGACCGACUUAUUUAAGUUCAACUCAAAACCUCCUCGUGAGAAGUCCAAGCUCACAAAGAGAAUAAUUUUAUCAGAAACAGCACAACUCUACGAUCCACUUGGAUUUCUAGCACCUUUCAUUGUCAGAGCAAAGAUGUUGCUACAAGAAAUCUGGCUAGAUAAACUCUCAUGGGAUGACCAAGCCCCAGAUCACAUCAUCACCAAGUGGAACAGCUUCAGAUCAGAACUCUCACAAGUUUCAGACCUCUCAAUUCCACGAUGGUUACGGAUUACUCAGAAAUCGACCGUGGAACUUCAUGGUUUUUCAGACGCCUCACAAGCAGCUAUGGCAGCUGUUGUUUACAUACGGACUACUCAUCCAGAUCAUGGAACUUGUUCAACUAUAGUCUGCUCAAAGUCUAAGGUUGCUCCAUUGAAGAAGAUGUCAAUUCCCAGACUCGAACUCACCGCAGCAUUGCUGCUUGCCAGACUAAUCACUUAUGUAAGGAACAACUUAGACAUUCAGCCAACUCAACUCGUAUGUUGGACAGACUCCUCAGUGACUUUGACCUGGAUUCAGUCUCACUCAUCCCGUUGGAAGGAGUUUGUAAGAAACAGAGUGUCAGCAAUUCAAGAUCUCACUCCAAUCGGCGUUUGGAGGUUUGUACCUGGCAAACAAAAUCCAGCGGAUUGUGCUUCUCGAGGUAUCAGCAUAUCCCAGCUUCGGAAGCACCCCCUGUGGUGGACAGGACCACAGUGGUUAACAGCAGACGAAUCAUUAUGGCCAACUCAAUCAUCAGUGUACGAUUCAAAAGCUCAGCAGGAAGAGCGGCCCGGGCUCACUUUAGUUACUCAGACAAUUCAACAUGAUUAUCAUUGGGAUAUGAUAUACAGACAUUCUCGGCUAAUCAAAUUGCUCAGAGUGACUGCAAUUUGCUUCAGAUUCAGCCAACUCCUCAGACGAGUACCGCAGUCAUCCCUCACCUUCCCUCUCACGCCACAAGAAUUAGAGAGAGCAAGGAUUUUUUGGAUAAAGGCAACUCAAGAAUCGUACUUCUCACAAGAAAUCAAGCAGAUCAACUCAAAUUCACUGCCCGUCUCACACCCCCUCGCACGAUUGACAGCAUUUAUUGACACUCAGGGAGUCAUACGUGUUGGAGGGAGGUUAGCAAAUGCUAGCUUGGACCAAGAAGCAAAGCAUCCUGCAAUCCUACCACAGAAAACUCAUCUUUCCAGACUAAUCAUUGCAGACGCUCAUGAAAGAACAUUGCACGGUGGGACGCAGGCAACUCUGAACCUCAUACGAUCAUCGUACUGGAUCAUUGGCGGACGACUCCUAGUACGAUCCUAUAUUUAUCAUUGUAUGAAAUGUGCUCGUUUACGUGGCGAACGAGCGAAGCAGUUAAUGGGUCGAUUGCCGUUAUCAAGAAUCACUCCAGCCCGACCAUUUGCCGUCUGUGGUGUGGAUUACGCUGGUCCCAUCACGCUCAAGACUUGGAAAGGCAGAGGCGCCAAAACAUCUAAGGCGUUCAGAAGGUUCACUGGACGUCGAGGUGUCUGCAGAACUCUCCACAGUGAUUGUGGCACCACAUUUCAAGGCGCAGACACGCUCAUCAGACAACUCUUCAUGCAGGGGACUCAACAGUUCAGUCAACUCGCAGCUGUAUUUGCAAAGGAUGGAACUGAUUGGAAGUUUAAUCUACCAGCUGCACCACAUAUGGGAGGAAAAUGGGAAGCUGCAGUCAAAUCAGUAAAGUUCCAUCUUAACAGAACGAUAGGUGACUCACUCUUUACAUAUGAAGAGCUUUCCACACUGCUUGUCCAGAUAGAAGCAGUCCUUAACUCCAGACCACUCGAGCCUCUCUCAGCCGACUCUACAGACAUCUCAGCGUUGACUCCAGCACACUUCUUGGUUGGUGAACCACUAGUAACAUUACCAGAGCCUUCACUGGAAGAUGUGCCAAUGCCAAGCUUGUCCAGGUGGCAAUUUAUUCAGCAGCGACUCCAAUCGUUUUGGUCAAAGUGGUCAAAACAAUACCUUCAGCAGCAACUCGCCAUUUCCAAGUGGAAACACCCCUUUCACAACAUCACAGUCGGCUCACUUGUACUACUCACUGACGAGAGGUUCCCACCAACGAAGUGGCCUCUCGCCAGAGUGAUUGAGGUGUUCCCAGGAUCAGACGGACUCAUCAGAACAGUCAAACUCAGGACAGCAACAGCAGAACUCGUCAGACCACUCACAAAGCUAGUCAUCUUACCAUACACUCCACCAGCAAAAGAUCAGCAAAGGCGUUGCUGA